Molecule: messenger RNA, 363 nt
Organism: Vicia faba (fava bean)
Lineage: Eukaryota; Viridiplantae; Streptophyta; Magnoliopsida; Fabales; Fabaceae
Source: the annotation of a GenBank genome assembly
AUGGAUUCCAGAAAAUCAAUCCUCAUCCUUGGCCUAUUGGCCAUGGUUCUUCUUAUUUCUUCAGAGGUGUCAGCCAGGGACUUAGCAGAGACUCCCACUAAUGCCAAAGAGGAGGUUGUUGAAAAGUCAGAUGAAAUAAAUGAUGCCAAAUAUUAUGGUGGAGGCUACGGUGGUUACCAUAAUGGCUAUGGUGGUUACCACGGAGGGUAUGGUGGUUACCAUGGCGGUGGCUAUGGUGGUUACCAUGGUGGCGGUGGUUACAAUGGUGGUGGUGGUUACCAUGGUGGCGGUGGUUACAAUGGUGGUGGUUACGGUCAUGGUGGAGGUGGUUACAACGGUGGUGGUUUUGACGAUCGUAACUGA